CGCGUGAUCCUGAGCAGAGUCGCGGCAGAGUCGCGAGCGAGAUGACUUUGAGUGAAUAGAGACAGCGCGCAGCAGCAGCGGCAGCAGCGCGCGUUUGUUUGUUUUCGAUCGGGGAGGGGGGUACGGGCACGGGCAGUUUUAGGUGGGCGUGGGACAGAACAGGGAUUGUUAUUUUUAUGACUCGGAGAGGCGAGACGGGGCCAGGAGACGCGGGCGAGCGGCGAGUCCCGAACGAGAGAGAGAGAGAAAGGGCUUCCUCCUGCUGCUGCUGCAGCUUUUCAUCACGCCGGAUGUAUCUUGUUGGGCUGUUUAUGUUGCCGACUGAGAGAAGAGAUAACUGACGGAGAGAAAAUUUAGAUAGACUGAUAGAUCGAUAAAUAAAGACAGCGAGAUAUAUCGAGAGACAGAGAGACAUAAACAUUCGCGGAGACGCGGGCAUAAUACGCAGAUGCAUGGAUGAAGUGCGAAACAAAACACAUACAGGUGAUGAAGAGAGAUGAACGGGUGUGUUGAUUGAGAACGCGAGAGAGGGAGAGCGGGUGGAAGUCGCAAGGGCGACGAGAGACACGAGGAGCGCUCUCGUCGCGAGAAGAAGAAGACGACGACGACGAGAAGGAGGAGGAGGAGCAGCAGCAGGAGGAGCAGGAUGAAGCGCACGUGCGAUGGAGGAAGCUCCUCUGAGAGCGACCUCGAGGAGGGCAUCGACGUGGAGGGAGACGACUUGGAGUCCAAGCACGAGUUCGACUCCCCUGGCAAGAGCGGUUCCUGCAGCACCCAGCACAUGGCAAGGAAGCGGCGGCGAGGGAUCAUCGAGAAGAGGAGGAGGGAUCGCAUCAACAGCAGCCUUGCCGAGCUGCGACGCCUCGUGCCCAGCGCCCUCGAGAAGCAGGGUUCGGCAAAACUGGAGAAAGCCGAGAUCCUUCAGAUGACGGUGGAACACCUGCGGAUGUUGCGUUCACCUGGCGGGAAAGGGUUCCACGAUCCGUUCUCCUUCGCCAUGGAUUACCGCAGCAUGGGCUUCCGCGAGUGCCUCUCCGAGGUGGCGCGCUUCCUCACCGUGGCCGACGGCGCCAGCGCCAGCCGGGCCGACCCCCUCAACUGCCGCCUGCUGUCGCACCUGCACAGCUAUGCUGUGCAGCGCGAGGCGCACCUAUCCCAGAGCCAGCAGCAGCAGCAGCCGGCGCUGAUCUCCGCGGCGGCGCCGUGGGCGAUGCCGUUCCACCAGCUGCUGGGCGCCGCGCACCGCCUCGCCCGCGUGCAGCAGCAGCAGCUGGGCCCCGCCGGCGCCCUGCAGCAGCCGCUGGGGCCCCGCGCGGGGGCCCUGCCGCCGCUGCCCCUGCACGGGGUCCCGCUGCUGGGCGCCGCCUUCCCCCUGCCCGGAGCCACCGCGGCCGGCGCCGCCACCGGCCCCGCGCAGAGGCGAGCGCUGGUUUCUCGCGAGCAGAAAGCACUCGGUUGUAGCCGGUAGCUACCCGCCGGGGCCGGCGUCCAUGCGCGCGUGUGUGCGCGUGUGUGUGCGUGUGUGUACACGCUGUGUGAGCGGUGGUGUAGCGGUUGGCGCUCUGCGCUAAAAACCCGGCGACCUGAAUUCGAUUCACGCUCACAGCCAAGACCAGUAAGGAUUUUCUGAACCGGUCCUAGGCUUCCCCUAAGUCGACCCAGCCUCAAAUGAGUACCUGUUAUGGUGUGUAAACGUCGUGCCGUGGCGGCCUUCAUAGGUGCUGCUCGCUAACAACACUUGCCCUUAAAUUCUGUUAAGAUUAUACGGGGGAUCUUUGGCUUUGUACAUACGAGAGAGAGAGAGAAAUAGAUAUAUAUAUAGUCGGGAGCGGUGGCACGGCAGUUGGUGCACUGCGGUAACUAUCCCAGCCGCCUGGGUUCAAAUUUCGGCUGUGGAUGCCGUUUGUCUCACCCCACAGUUGGCUCGAGUUGCCAUGACCCCGUGUUAGUGUGCUUCACCUACAUCGGCACUGGGGAGACAAAGGUGGCCGGGUGUUGUGCUGGCCACAGCCACCCCUCUCGUGGUUCCGUUUCAGCCUCAACAGGUGCUCGCUAACACCACGAAACCCCCACAGUCUGCACGGCUCAGUAGGGGAGGCGUUACCCGUUUGUUUGUUUCUGUAAAUAUCACGUGGCGAGCGAUCGUCAUAACGCAAGACCUGAGGGGGGUGUGGGUCCCGUUAGGAGGCGGUGCGGCACGGCACGACACGGCUGAGAACCUCGUCGGCGGCUGCGUCACGGGCGCAGUUUGCCGACGCCGCAGAGACCUCGGCCAGAGCGUUCGCGCGCGCAAAGAGACACCCGCGGUCGAGCGCCAAUCCCGCCGCCGACGUUACCGACGCCGCGCAGCUGCGCUGGCGAGUGCCGCCACUCGCACGACUCACGCGGUGAGUCAGCGAGGGUCGCAGCGGUUGCGCUACGCCUUGCACGCUUCAAUGCUCUCGCGCGCGCGCGAUCAUUAACCCAGCACGCUUCGGAACGCGCUUACACGCACGCACGUACACGCGCACACGCGCCUGCCCAAUCACGAAUGAAGUGGAUGCUCAAAAAACUGAAACGUCAGGUCGCUGAGGUCACGAUGCUCGGCAUGAGAUGCUGUCAAGUUUCAAGUGGAUGUUGUUUAACCCCGGGUAAGAAGACACACCCGGGGGCCACGUGGUUGGCACUCGGGACUUCAUUUCGUCUGGGCCAGUCCGGGUCGGCGAAUCAGAAAACAUUUCCUGUACCCGGCACGCCGCUUCCAGAAUGCGCGUUCACCGUGCCAGCUCCUCCAGCGUGCCCACGACUCGGAGACUAUUCAGUGAGGAGUCAACGCUGGCUGCACUCGAAGGAAGUACGACGCGCCAACGGGGAGGAAUCGUCCGCCGAGAGAUGCCUCGUUAAUGACCUGUGAGAGUGACUCGUGAGAGUGAAUCGUGAGUGACUUGUGAGAGAUGAUCAGAGUGGCCCGUGAGAGUGACCCGUGGACACACGUGCACGCGAUGCGCGGCGAUGAACUCGUACGUAGGGCCCAGGAGCGGAUCCGGAUGCAUCCCAAGG
This is a messenger RNA of Lethenteron reissneri (Far Eastern brook lamprey), 3039 nucleotides long. RefSeq names its product hairy/enhancer-of-split related with YRPW motif protein 1-like. NCBI's taxonomy places the organism in Eukaryota, Metazoa, Chordata, Hyperoartia, Petromyzontiformes, Petromyzontidae. Gene Ontology annotation, molecular function: protein dimerization activity; DNA binding. The record is from RefSeq and is a predicted model, not a curated record. Gene Ontology annotation, biological process: regulation of DNA-templated transcription.